AUGGCGGCGCGGGGCGGGGGGUGUCCGCGGCCGCUGCUCACGCUCGCAGUGCUGUUGGCGCUGGGCCCCAUCCCCGCAGCAGCCAAGCUCAACAUCCCCAAAGUGCUGCUGCCCUUCACGCGGUCCACGCGCGUGAACUUCACCCUGGAGGCCUCUGAGGGCUGCUACCGCUGGUCGUCCACCCGGCCGGAGGUGGCCAGCAUAGAGCCCCUGGGCCCCAACGAGCACCAGUGCUCCCAGAAGGCAGUGGUGCAGGCCCGCCUGACCCAACCUGCCCGCCUGACCAGCAUCAUCUUCGCAGAGGACAUCACCACGGGGCAGGUGCUGCGCUGCGACGCCAUCGUGGACCUCAUCCAUGGCAUUCAGAUCGUCUCCACCACCCGCGAACUCUACCUGGAAGACUCCCCUCUGGAGCUGAAGAUCCAGGCACUGGACUCAGAAGGGAACACCUUCAGCACCCUGGCAGGGCUGGUCUUCGACUGGACCAUCGUGAAGGACCCAGAGGCAAAUGGGUUCUCAGACUCCCACAAUGCACUGCGAAUCCUAACGUUCUUGGAGUCCACGUACAUACCUCCUUCCUACAUCUCGGAGAUGGAGAAGGUGGCCAAGCAGGGAGACACCAUCCUGGUGUCUGGGAUGAAGACGGGGAGCUCCAAGCUCAAGGCUCGCAUCCAGGAGGCCGUGUACAAGCAUGUGCGCCCUGCGGAAGUCAGGCUGCUGAUUCUGGAGAACAUCCUUCUGAACCCAGCUUACGACGUCUACCUGAUGGUGGGGACCUCCAUCCACUACAAGGUGCAGAAGAUCAGGCAAGGCAAGAUUACAGAACUCUCCAUGCCCUCUGAUCAGUAUGAGCUGCAGCUUCAGAACAGCUUCCCCAGCCCUGGAGGAGACGUCACCCGGCCCGUGGCCGUGCUGGCCCAGGACACGUCGCUGGUUACCGCGGUGCAGCUGGGGCAGAGCAGCCUGGUCCUCGGCCACAGGAGUAUCCGCAUGCAGGGUGCUUCCCGGUUACCCAACAGCACCAUCUACGUGGUGGAACCUGGCUACCUGGGGUUCACCGUGCACCCUGGUGACAGGUGGGUGCUGGAGACUGGCCGCCUGUAUGAAAUCACUGUCGAAGUAUUUGACAAGUCCAGCAACAAGGUCUACCUAUCGGACAACAUCCGAAUUGAAGCCGUGCUUCCUGCCGAGUUCUUCGAGGUACUGUCAUCAUCCCAGAACGGCUCGCACCAUCAUGUCAAGGCCAUUCGCAGGGGCCAGACGGCCAUCAGCGCAGCCCUCACCUCUGUGGUGGACCAGGACGGAGGGGUCCACACGCUGCGGGUGCCCGUGUGGAACCAGCAGGAGGUGGACAUUCAUGUCCCCAUCACCCUCAAUCCCAGCAUCUUGACGUUUCCCUGGCAACCAAAGACGGGCGCCUAUCAGUACACAAUCAAGGCUCACGGUGGCAGUGGGAACUUUAGCUGGUCUUCAUCCAACUCCGAGGUUGCCAUGGUCACUGUCAAGGGUGUGAUGACCACAGGUGGUGACACAGGACUCAGUAUAAUCCAGGCACAUGAUGUCCAGAACCCACUACAUUUUGGCGAGAUGAAGGUGUAUGUGAUUGAGCCUAGCAGCAUGGAGUUCGCCCCGUGCCAGGUGGAGGCGCGAGUGGGCCAGACCCUGGAGCUGCCCCUGAGGAUCAACGGCCUGGUGCCCGGCGGGGCCAGCGAGGUGGUCACUCUGAGUGACUGCUCCCACUCGGACUUGACGGUGGAGGUGGAGAACCAGGGCGUGUUCCAGCCACUGCCAGGGCGGCUGCCGCCAGGACCAGAACACUGCAGUGGCAUCCGGGUGCGAGCCGAGGCCCAGGGGCACACCACACUCCUCGUGAGCUACACGCAUGGCCAUGUGCACCUGCGAGCCAAGAUCACCAUUGCCGCCCACCUGCCCCUCAAGGCUGUGGACCCCUCCUCUGUUGCCUUGGUGACCCUGGGCUCCUCCAAGGAGAUGCUGUUCCAAGGAGGUCCCAGACCCUGGGUCCUGGAGCCUUCCAAGUUCUUCCGGAACAUCACCUCUGAGGACACUGACAGUAUCAGCUUGGCUCUCUUUGGCCCCCCCACCUCCCGCAAUUACCAGCAGCAUCGAAUCCUUGUGACCUGCCGGGCUUUAGGUGAACAGGUCAUCGCCCUCUCCGUGGGGAACAAGCCCAGCCUCACCAACCCCUUCCCCGCCGUGGAGCCAGCUGUGGUGAAGUUUGUGUGCGCUGCCCCGUCCAGGCUCACCCUCACGCCCGUGUACGCCAGCCCCCAGCUGGACCUGUCCUGUCCACUCUUGCAGCAGAACAAGCAGGUGGUGCCGGUCUCCAGCCACCGCAACCCCCUGCUGGACCUGGCUGCCUACGACCAGCAGGGCCGCCGAUUCGACAACUUCAGUUCUCUGAGCAUCCAGUGGGAGUCCACCCGGCCGUGGCUGGCCAGCAUCGAAUUUGACCUGCCUAUGCAGCUGGUGUCCCAGGAUGAUGGGAGCGGACAGAAGAAGCUGCAGGGUUUGCAGGCUGUUGUGGUUCACCAGGCUUCCGGAACCACCACCAUUUCGGCCACCGCAGCUGGCUACCAGCAGUCCCACCUCAACGCAGCCAGAGCGAAGCAGCCGGAUGACCCUCCUGUGCCCGUGUCGGCCUCUCUGGAGCUCAUUCUGGUGGAGGACGUGAGAGUGAGCCCAGAAGACGUGACCAUCUACAACCACCCUCAAGUCCAGGCCGAGCUGCACAUCCGAGAAGGCUCCGGUUACUUCUUCCUCAACACGAGCGCCGCCAACAUCGUGGAGGUGACCUACCAGGAGGCGGGGGCCGUCGCCACGGUGCACCCCCUGCGCCCAGGCUCGUCAACCAUCAUGAUCCAUGACUUGUGCCUCGCCUUCCUGGCCCCGGCCAAGGCCACCGUUCGUGUCUCGGACAUUCAGGAGCUGUACGUGCGUGUGGUUGACAAGGUGGAGAUCGGGAAGGCGGUCAAGGCCCAUGUCCGUGUGUUGGACUCCUACAAGCAGCCUUUCCUGGCCUCGUACUUUGCCUUCAUGGAGCUGAAGCUGCGAGCAGCCUCCCAGAUCGUCACCCUGGUGGUCCUGGAUGAAGCUCUGGACAAGUACACCACCACAUUCCUCGUCCACGGCACAGCCAUUGGCCAGACCAGUCUGACCGCCAGCGUGACUGAUAAAGCCGGACAGAAAAUCAGCUCGGCCCCACAGCAGAUAGAAGUCUUUCCCCCAUUCAUGCUGAUACCCAGGAAGGUGACGCUGAUCAUCGGGGCCACCAUGCAGAUCACCUCCGAGGGCGGUCCCCAGCCUCAGUCCAACAUCCUCUUCUCCAUCAGCAAUGCGAGCGUCGCAGCCGUGAGUGGUGCCGGGCUGGUGCGCGGGCUCACCAUUGGCAACGCCACGGUGUCUGGGGUCGUGCAGGCCGUGGACGCGGAGACUGGCAAGGUUGUCGUCAUCUCCCAGGACAUUGUGGAGGUGGAGGUGCUGCAGCUCCGGGCCGUGAGGAUCCGCGCCCCCAUCACACGCAUGAGGACCGGGACCCAGAUGCCUGUGUAUAUCACCGGGAUCACCAACAACCAGAAUCCUUUCUCCUUCGGCAAUGCUGUGCCAGGCCUGACCUUCCACUGGUCCGUCACCAAGCGGGACAUUCUGGACCUCCGAGGGCGGCACCAGGAGGCAUCCAUCCGGCUCCCCUCGCAGUACAACUUUGCCAUGAAUGUGUUCGGGCGGGCAAAAGGCCGGACAGGGCUGAGGGUGGUGGCCAAGGCUGUGGACCCCUCUGCCGGGCAGCUGCAUGGCCUCGCCCAGGAACUCUCGGAUGAGAUCCAAAUCCAGGUGUUUGAGAGGCUGCGGCUGCUGGGCCCUGCUGUCGAAGCAGAGCAGAUACUCAUGUCACCCAACUCGCUUCUGAGGCUGCAGACAAACAGGGACAGUGUGGCCUCUCUGAGCUACCGACUCCUGGAUGGGCCUGAGAAGGUGCCCGUGGUGCGCGUUGACCAGAAGGGCUUCCUUGCGGCGGGGUCUGCGAUCGGGAUGUCCACACUGGAAGUGGUUGCCCAGGAGCCUUUCGGGGCCAACCAGACCAUCAUUGUUGCUGUAAAGGUAUCUCCUGUGUCCUACCUGAGGAUUUCCAUGAGCCCUGCCCUGCACACCCAGAACAACGAGGCCCUGGCCGCCCUGCCUUUGGGGAUGACCGUGACCUUCACCGUCCACUCCCAUGACAACUCUGGGGACAUCUUCCAUGCUCACAAUUCUGUCCUCAACUUUGCCACCAACAGAGAUGACUUCGUGCAGAUUGGGAAGGGCGCCACCAACGACACCUGCGUGGUCCGCACGGUCAGCGUGGGCCUGACACUGCUCAGUGUGUGGGACUCGCAGCAGCUGGGCCUCUCCGACUUCGUGCCGUUGCCCGUGCUGCAGGCCAUUUCCCCCGAGCUACCCAGAGGGGCGGUGGUGGGAGACGUCCUGUGUCUGUCCACCGUCCUCAUCGGCCUCGAAGGCCUCGCAGGAACCUGGAGCUCCUCAGCCAGCAGCAUCCUCGACAUUGACCCCAAGACCGGUGUGGCCGUGGCCCGGGCUGCGGGAUCCGUGACGGUCUACUACGAGGUCGCGGGGCACCUGAGGACCUACAAGGAGAUAGUUGUCGGGGUCCCUCAGAGGAUCGUGGCCCAUCGUGUCCACCCCAUCGAGACCGACUUCCAGGAGGCCGCAGCCUCCAGAGUGACUGUUGCCGUGGGAGAUGGAAGCUCCAACCUCAGAGGCACGUGCUCCCCAGCGCAGACGCACGCCAUCCAGGCCUUGCACCCGGAGUCGCUCAUCGGCUGUCAGCUCCGCUUCAAGCAAGAUGUCUUCGAUUUCCCCGCGCGGGACAUCUUCACCGUGGAGCCGGGCUUCGACGCUGCUCUGGGCCAGUACGUCUGCUCAGUCAGCAUGCACAGGCUGACGGACAAGCAGCAGAGACACCUCAGCUUGAAGAAGACGGCCCUGGUGGUCACUGCCUCGCUCCCCGGCAGCCACUUCUCCGCAGAGCAGGUCGGGGCCGAGGUGCCCUUCAGCCCAGGGCUGUAUGCCGACCAGGCCGAAAUCCUUUUGAGCAACCACUACACCAGCUCAGAGGUCAAAGUCUUCGGAGCUGCCGAGGUCCUGGAGAACCUGGAGGUGAAAUCCGGGUCCCCAGCCGUGUUGGCCUUCGCCAAGGAGAAGUCCUUUGGACUGCCCAGCUUCAUCACAUACACGGUCGGCGUCUCGGACCCCACGGCCGGCAGCCAGGGGCCUCUGUCCACCGCCCUGACCUUCUCCAGCCCCGCCACCAGCCAGGCCAUCAGCAUCCCGGUCACUGUGGCCUUCGUGAUGGACCGCCGCGGGCCCAGUCCUUAUGGGGCCAGCCUCUUCCAGCACUUCCUGGAUUCCUACCAAGUCAUGUUCUUCACGCUCUUUGCCCUAUUGGCUGGGACGGCCGUCAUGAUCAUAGCCUACCACACGGUCUGCGCACCCCGGGAGCUCGCCAUGUCGCCAGCCCUCACGCCCCGAGCCAGCCCGCGGCACAGUCCCCACUAUCUCACGGCCCAGUCGCCGAUCACCUCCCUCAACACACUGCCUCCUGGUCGCAAAGCCAGCCCUCCCUCCGGGCUCUGGAGCCCGGCCUACGCCUCCCAGUAACCGCACCAAGGGGCGGCACCAUGUUAGGCUGUGCCCACGGACUCAUCUCGGACGCAGGGCUUGAAGCAUGCCCAUCUCCUCCUCGGCCGCCUCCGUUAUGCGUUAUGUGUGGGCCGUGCAGCCGUGGUGUCGCUUUCCCUGCGUCGCCAGCGCUGCCCCCCCCCUCAAGGCUUCUUGUGGUCGGAAGUUGCGCGUGCACGCGGGUGAUGCUCCAUCGUAUUCUCAGGGAAAGAUUUUCUAGUUAGUUUUGGAGGUUUUUUUUUUUUGUUUUAAACUCCUUCCUAGUGCAGCCACUAGGGGAGUGCCCCGCUCCUGCCCCCGCCGCCCAGGGCGCCUCAGGAAUGCAGCCUGAUGCCCCUGCACAUGAGCUAGGCAGGGCUGCCCCCACCCCAUGCGCCUGCUUCCAGCCACUGUGAGAAGACAUCCAUCCUCCAGGUUCCUCUGUCCCAGAGACAACUGGCAGAUGGCGCCGGGCCCCGCUGGAAAGUCCCGAGUGGGGUUCCCGCGCAGUACCUGUCCCCUCCUCCUGCCUGGAGACCCCCGCGCCCGCCUCUGCAGCAAGAGCCAGUGUUCUCGCAGAUCUGAGCCCGGCCCACCCCGCAGGUCCCCAGGCAGCUAAGCUGGGAGGGCAGUGGGGAGCGCCCUCCCCCUCCCGGAAGGCCUAGGAAGAAGACAUAGGCCACUUCUCUCCCCUCACCCCAACCGGGAUCAGAGCCCAGCCCCCUGCUCCAAGGAGGCACUGUGCCGUCCCCGGGGGAUCCGGAGGCCUCGUGGCUGGAACUCGCCAUGCCUGUGCGCAGUGCUUGCGGAGGCUGUGGUCACGGUCAGGGUCACGGUCAGGGUCUGCUGUGAAUCCACUUCAGUGCUGUGGCCAGGCUUGGAUUUUUCCAGAGCUGGAGAAGGGAAGCCAGUGCCUUGUCUGUUACUUGAGCCCACACUGACACCCUGGAUGUAAGGAGCUGUUCUACCUGGUUACUAAAUAAAGCUCCGGAGCCUUUCUUA
This is a messenger RNA of Oryctolagus cuniculus (rabbit), 6675 nucleotides long. It is a transcript of the gene NUP210, whose product is annotated as nucleoporin 210. Gene Ontology annotation, cellular component: nuclear pore. NCBI's taxonomy places the organism in Eukaryota, Metazoa, Chordata, Mammalia, Lagomorpha, Leporidae. The record is from RefSeq and is a predicted model, not a curated record.